AUGGGUUUAGUUUUGGAGAAAUGGCAGUGGAACAAUUGCUUCCUCAAAGUGAAGGCCCCAGACUAUGGACACACUUGUGCAGCGCCCGCAGCCCUCGCACCUCACCGCCCCGGCCCAGCGCCGCCCGCCCCGCUUUCCCCUCAGGGGCGGGCCCGUGCCAGCCCCGCGCACCUCCCCCGCCUCCCCCUUCCGCUCCGGGCCCGGCGCCCAUCGGAACGAAGGCGGCGGGGGAGGGCCCGGCCCGGGCUAUCGCGGCCCCGGGAGGGCUCAGGGCCGGAGCAGCGCUCCCCGCCGGGCCCUGCCCGCCCUCCUCCCGCUGCCGCCGGGAGAGGCCGCCCGCGCGCACCGCCCCGUGCGCUCCGCGCUGGGAAUAAAGGCGGGGGGGGCGCGGAGGGGGAGGAGGUGCCCCCGAGGAUCGAGGGGGGCCCAGGGGGCGGGCGGGAGCGCGGCCAUGGAUGUAGGAGCGACCGGGAGCGCUCCUGGUAUCUGCACCAGGAUGGCCGAGUGGUUAAGGCGUUGGACUUAAGAUCCAAUGGACGCAUGUCCGCGUGGGUUCGAACCCCACUCCUGGCAAAACCUCUGAGAUGGUAUCUCUGGAGGGAGAUGUUGGAACUGAUGGAGAAGCUGCCAACUGCUGUUUAUCUGUUAACCAGUACCUCAGCAGCAACUAGAUGGAUGGAGGCAAUGGCCCUGUUUGCAAGGGAACUUCGCUCAGUCCUGGAAAUCCAGGUGUUUGACAGCUCCAGAUUAACAAUAAUGAAAAUAGUAAGAGACUUGUAGUAACUGGUUUGUACAGUAUGUCAGCACCAAAGCACCAAGGAGCUGUUACUUGAAUUCAGAUGCAAGUUCUGCAGGAAAAAAUGUCUGCCUGAUCUGAUAACUGAGAGUGACAACACAAUGGGCUAUAUUGAAAGGGGCAAUAAAGAUGCUUUA
Molecule: messenger RNA, 933 nt
Organism: Lepidothrix coronata (blue-crowned manakin)
Lineage: Eukaryota; Metazoa; Chordata; Aves; Passeriformes; Pipridae
Product: translation initiation factor IF-2-like
Exons: 5
Coding region: 1-780 (259 amino acids)
Source: RefSeq, a predicted model, not a curated record